Messenger RNA from Anastrepha ludens (Mexican fruit fly), 9166 nucleotides. Its product is annotated as guanylate cyclase 32E. Bases 1253 to 5002 code for a protein of 1249 amino acids. Gene Ontology annotation, cellular component: membrane. The record is from RefSeq and is a predicted model, not a curated record. The transcript has 19 exons. Lineage: Eukaryota; Metazoa; Arthropoda; Insecta; Diptera; Tephritidae. Gene Ontology annotation, biological process: intracellular signal transduction; receptor guanylyl cyclase signaling pathway; cGMP biosynthetic process. Gene Ontology annotation, molecular function: protein kinase activity; ATP binding; peptide receptor activity.
GUCGCCGCAUUCAGUUGCGUUUUAUCGUUCGUCGGUUACGGUUGUUCGUUGUGUUUAACGGUUGUUUUCGGAAAUUUUUUUGUCAUGUUGUGUUGGACGUGGCGCUGCAUUGUUAACGGUUAACACGGUAUAAACUAAAAAAAUGAAAUACAUUCGAAAACGUCAAUUUUCAAAAACAACAAAAACACAGUUUUGUCGCUUCUAAUAAAAGUGGAAGAAUUAAACGCAGAGAAAAUCAAGAAUCUACAGGCCGAAAAACGAAGAUUUCCAGCAAUUAAAUGAAGGAUCGAUAAAUAUAAUAGAAUAUAAGAAAAAUAAUUUACAAACACUCGGAUUAGAAAUGUUGCACGAAUAUAUUUACGGCGCAUAACUAGAUAAUUUAUAUGGCGGCAUAAAUCCACAGACGCCAGCCUGUAGUCAUUCAAAACGCAACUAUUAUUUUACGGAAGAUGAAAAUUCUAGCCAGCGAAAUUAGAUUUGGCAAACUAAAAUAGAAUAAAAAACAAACUGAAAGAAAAGGGAAGCCUUAAGGGAGAUUGAUUUCUCAAAUUCCAUGGGCUGUCAUAGCGGUAUGUGGCAGAGAAAACAAAGGCUAGGUAGGCAUUAAGUACCAGCCAUAGCGGCUGAAUCAACAGCAAAAGGCAGAAUAGGCCACAAUAAAGAUGGCCACAUAUGAAAAUUUAAUGCCCACGCCAGAGAACAGCAUAGAAUUAAGGAAAAAUAAAAUACUAUGAAACAAAAUGAAUGCAUUAUAACGGGAAAGCGCACAAAGGAUAUAUAUAAUGCAUGAAUGGAAUGGGGGAGUAGAAAAUUAUUAAGAAAAUGGAGUAUACUUCUAUUAUUGCACUGGUAGUAAUAAGAAAAAAGGUAUGAUAAUAAAUUUCCCAGUAAAAUGCAUGCCAAAGUAUAAAUAAUGAAGCGCAAAAGAAACAAACUCUGCAGAAAUAUAUUACAUUUUGAAUGAACGUAAGCGAAUAAUAUAUUACAAAGUACUUACAAAUAAAUCAAAAUAUCGAAAUGCUGAAACUGCUGCAGCGGAAGAUUGCUCGGCAAGCAAACAACACUGCCGCAUAAUUGCCCACCAUGUCCCAAACGCACUCUCUUCAAUAAAAAAAUUAAAUAAAAAACGAAGUUUCAUAACAAGUAAGAGGUUUCAUAGCUGCAUCAUCUCUCUGCCAUCCUUGGCUCAGCUCAGAACGUAAUUUUAGCAAUUUUGGAUAGUCAAAACUAAAGCCAAUCGUCGUUGCACGUAAUGAAGACAUUCCCCUGCACGUCUGCGACGCAUUUACUAUCGUUAUCGUUAUCGCGAUCAUUAUUUACAAUUAUCCUUUUACUAUUAAUUGCAAAUUUUGAUUUAAACAUUUUGUUGUUGCCAACAAGCAGCAAUAAAAGCAGUAUCGGCAAAGCCUCAGCGGAAGUAUUCACUUUGGGUUACUUAACAGGCUCGCAGCGAAGUCCGGGAAACUUGGACUAUCAGCGACCAGGCAUCACCAUCUCAGGUGCCAUUACACUCGCCGUGUCACAAGUCAAUGCUGGCAAACUUAAGGAACUCGGCCAUUCACUGGAGUUCAUUGUGGCGGAAACAUACGGCGAUGAAGUCUCGAGCAUACGCCAAACAGCUUCAUUGUGGACGAAACAAGUAGCCGGCUACAUCGGGCCACAAGAGACGUGUGUGCACGAGGGUCGCAUGGCGGCCGCCUUCAAUUUGCCAAUGAUUUCAUACUAUUGUAUGCACCGUGACACGUCCAAUAAGCAAGACUUUCCCACUUUUGCGCGUACUCGUCCACCUGAUACACAGAUAUCUAAAUCGGUGGUUUCUCUGCUAUUAGCCUUUAAUUGGACGCAGGUAUCAUUUUUGUUUCUGGACAGUCCACAUAGUCCCUAUCACCCGGUUGCGGAGACAAUACAAAACAUUUUGCAUAAUGCAGGAGUGAAUAUACGUGACGUACAAACCUGGAACACCAUUUACCACCAUGGCUUCAUGGCGAACCCUUUCGAUGACUUGGUGGAGCGCACCUACAAAAACACUCGCAUUUAUCUCAUUCUUGGCCAUUACUAUGAGCACGUCGGCCUGAUGGUCAGUCUGGAGCGCAAAGGUCUAUUGGCCAACGGUGAAUACUUUGUCGUCGGCAUCGACAUUGAACAAUAUGACCCAGCAAAUCCGGAUAAGUAUUUGCGCGGUUUGCUGUUGGAGAAAAUCGAUUUAAGCGCAGAAGUGGCUUUCCAAUCGUAUGUGGGCAUCUUCCCAACAGCGCCGGCCUCUUUUGCCAAGUUUGCCAAGGAGGUGAAUAAAUACAUGGAACUGCCACCGUUCAAUUUCCCCAACCCUCUAGGCUAUUUUGGGGGAGCAAAGCAGAUCAGCGCCGAAGCUGCGUAUCUCUACGAUGCUGUUCAUUUGUAUGCAAAUGCGCUAAUAAAAGUUUUGAAGUCUGGUGGCAAACCAAAAAAUGGCACCGCUCUUAUUUCAGCCAUAAAAGGGUCCAAAUACUUGAGCGCCAUGGGCUACCACGUCUAUAUCGAUGAGAAUGGCGACGCAGCCGGCAAUUAUACAGUAUUAGCGCGGGGCUAUGCGCGGAAUAGUAGAAAUCUGACACUUCCUGGCCUAGUGCCGGUGGGGACAUUUAGUCAAACACAAAGUGAUAAAUUACCUGAUCUCAAUUUAUAUGGCAAAAUCCAUUGGGUGAGCGGGCAUGGGCGUCCAGCAGCGGAGCCGAAGUGCGGUUUUGCGGGCGAGAAGUGCAUUAGUUAUACGGGCGAGAUAUCCGCGGGUAUCGCUGGUGGGGCGUUGCUGCUGCUCGGGAUUAUCUCUUUGGUUUUGUACCGUAAUUGGCGCUACGAACAGGAGCUGGAUAGUUUAUUGUGGAAAAUUGAUUUUCGAGAAGUGCAAAUGCAUGAAAGCGAAAAGGAAACGUCUAGUCAAAAGCAAACAAGGGCCACACAUCCUCUCAUACGCACCAGUCAGGUGAGCCUGAGUUCAAAUCCCGAUGCUGAUUUUCGUUAUACGACAAUUUUCACACCCAUUGGACUCUACAAAGGUCAGCUGUACGCCAUUAAAAAAGUACGAAAAAAAUCGGUUGAUAUAACGCGCGAAAUGAAGAAGGAAUUGAAGUUGCUCCGCGAUACACGCCACGACAAUAUAUGCGCUUUCAUUGGUGCCUGCACAGAUCCACCGAACAUUUGUAUCAUCACAGAGUAUUGCACAAGAGGCAGUUUGAAGGAUAUAUUGGAAAAUGAGGACGUCAAGCUGGACAACAUGUUUAUCGCAUCAAUGGUCGCUGACAUCAUACGUGGUGUCAUCUACUUACAUGAAUCGCCCAUUCGUUUUCAUGGUUCGUUGUGCACCUCCAACUGCCUCAUCGAUUCACGCUGGGUUGUUAAGCUGACCGAUUUCGGGCUCUUCGCCUUCAAAAAGGGAAUGGAGGACAACUCAACGGAAGUCGCAAACAUGACGGCUAAGUGCACAAAGUUACUUUACCGUGCACCCGAGUUGCUGCGGCAGGGACCUGCGACCCUCGUGCCCGGUACACAAAAAGGUGACUCAUAUUCUUUCGGCAUUGUGCUGUAUGAAAUUCAUAUACGCCAUGGUCCUUUCGGGGAAACCGGACUCACGCCCAUGCAAUGCCUGCAAAAAGUACUCCAACCCCAAGAUCAUCUUUACCCAUAUCGUCCGUCGUUGCAACCUUUGGAAACCUCUUUCGAUUGUGUUCGUGAAAUUUUGCGUGAAUGUUGGUCUGAACGUCCAGAAGAACGACCCGACUUCAAGACGAUACGCGCUAAAUUACGUCCCCUCCGCAAGGGCAUGAAACCGAAUAUAUUUGACAAUAUGAUGGCUAUGAUGGAGAAAUAUGCGAAUAAUUUGGAGGCGCUGGUCGAUGAACGCACCGAUCAAUUGCAAGAGGAAAAGAAGAAGACUGAUGCGUUGUUGUUGGAAAUGUUGCCACGCCCCGUUGCGGAGCAAUUAAAGAAGGGGAAUAAAGUGGACCCGGAGAGUUAUGAGCAAGUGUCGAUAUAUUUCAGUGAUAUUGUGGGCUUUACAGCGAUGUCGGCGGAGAGCACGCCAUUGCAGGUGGUAGAUUUCUUGAACGAUUUGUAUACCUGCUUUGAUUCCAUAAUCGGACACUACGAUGUGUACAAGGUCGAAACGAUUGGGGAUGCAUACAUGGUGGUCUCUGGUCUACCGAUCCGCAAUGGCGAUUUGCACGCCGCCGAAAUCGCUUCGAUGUCCCUCCACCUGCUCAGUGCCGUGUCCGAAUUCAAAAUACGUCAUCGUCCCACCAACAAACUGCUACUGCGCAUAGGCAUACACACAGGCCCCGUAUGCGCCGGUGUGGUGGGUUUGAAAAUGCCACGCUACUGUCUAUUCGGUGAUACUGUGAACACUGCAUCCCGCAUGGAAUCGAGCGGUGUGCCACUGAAGAUACACUGUAGUCAACAGUGCCGCGAGUUGCUGGAAAAGUUGGGUGGAUAUCAUUAUCAGGAACGUGGCGUUAUCACUAUGAAAGGCAAAGGCGAUCAGCGCACCUAUUGGCUGUUGGGCGAAGACGAAGAGGCGCGCAAUAAACGAAACUAUGAACGCUCGCAGCGUCGUGGUUCGCGAGCGCUCAACAAAUUUAUACAGGGUACCAUUAAGCAGAAAGGUCAGCAGCAGACAACAUCAGCAUUGGUGGAUUAUGGAAUACGUUCAUCGCUGAAAAAUAAGGGCAUGCCGCGCAACUCACUUACGCGUUCUUCCAGCCUAGAAUCACCUAAGAAAUUACGCUUUGCUACUGGCAGUCUGCUCGAGCAUCAUCGCUACCACAGCGAUGAGGCGCUCUUGGAGGUCAUCACCGAUUCUUAUACGGGUGUGCGUCGUUCUUCCGGCGGUUCGACGCAUUCACGUUACGAGGAGUCAACACUCUCUGGUGGCAGCAACGAUGAACUUACCAGCUGGCAACGUCAGCGCAGACCAUCCUCCUAUCCGACAGCCAAUACGCCACUGCUGCUCAAUCAUGUGGAGACCUGACAGAGUGCGAAAGAAGAGUAAGGCAAGAGCAAAGGCAAUUGUGCCGAGGAAAGGAAGGAAUCAAAUACAGGAAUUUAGUAGACUAUUUAAAAAAUUAGUGUAUUCAAGCAAAAGUUAACAAAAAGUAGUUAAUUAUUUUCAUUUUAGUAUUUCUCAGCUGUAAGCAAUUUCAGGUUCGGAUAGCGAUGCAGGAAUGCAUUUUAGUAGUAUCAGUGUAUGUACUUAUUGUAUCUACUGUGAAGUGAAAGUAAGCUUAAAGCUGUGCGACAUAUACUUAUAAUUACAACAACUCAUGCAUUUGGAAAACUUAAAUUUUCGAUAACUACAAAUGAAUUUAAAUUACUCGUAAUUAAUUGUUAAGCAUUUUAAGUAAUAUUUAAAGAAGUAAGUUUAAAAAAAUUAAAUUAGUGUUACUCGUUGGUGAUUGCCAAGUUCUAGUCGUUCGUUAAGUGUAAAAUAUAAAUAAAGUUAAUAUAAAAGGAUUAAAAAACUGAAUAACAAGUAUGGAAGAGUUUAGGUGCGAGUAAAAUAGGUUUUUGAAAAUGCAACCUAAUUAAAAAAUAUUCUUUUGAAUAAAGCGUCACACGAAAUGAGCUGUAAGCCAUUGUAGGUAUUUAGAGUCCAUUUAAUUUAACUCACUAUUUUCCCAGCGGCCACCGUGUCCGAAUGAGUUGGUGUGUGACUACUAUUCGGAAGUGCGUAGGUUCGAGUCUCCGUGCAUGAAGCAAAAGUUUUUUCUAAUAGCGGUCACCCCUCGGCAGGUAAUGACAAACCCCCGAGUGUAUUUCCAUCAUGGAAAAGCUCAUCAUAAAGCAUAUUAGUUUGGGGAAAAACAAAUCCAUUAUUUUUGCGAAAAUGGUUUAAAAUUGUUUUAUGGUCGAGUUUUAGCUCCUGAGCGAUGCUACAAGUACUAACAUGUAUGUAUGUCGGUCAAUUUUUAUUAUUUCCGUAAUUUUGUCGACAUUUUCUUUAACAUCAAAAAUGCCUGAACGGAAUAGACGAAAUCAAACUUGCACGUAAUUAGUUGUUACAAUAUCGGCACCAUAACAAGACCAAAAACAAAAAAAAACAUAAACACCAUUCACAAUUUCAGCGGCCCAUAAACUUUAAAAUGUACCGAACUCUCUCUUUGUUGACUGCUAUUGUUAGUAUCCUGUAACUCACAAUUGAAUGGAACAAACAGAAAAGAGCAAACGAAUUUCUUUAGUGUGAAAUGUCAUCUUCACCACGAGUAUAAACUUUUAAUGGAUUGAUCGAUACUUUAUGAGAUAUCGAUCACAACACCCAUCUACCGAGAAAGUAGUGCUACAGAGAAAUCAUAUAGGCGAUAGGCGAACAUGCGAAUGCGCAAAAUUUAAAUGCUGAUUACUUUUAAAUAUCUAAAGUUUCCCUUUAAGCUGUAAGUUGCAGCCUCUUAAUAAAUACUAUUAGAGAACGCAUAAAUGAUAAGAUGGAACGAAAAAAAAAACAAAAACAAAUCUGCAAAAACUGAACGGGAAUAACAUUUCAAUAAAGGUUUAACAGAGGUGUACAGAAAAAAUGUAUGCUCUCAACAUUUAUUUGACAUUAGCAGAGGUUGAAAUGUUACGGUAGGUUCUGCUGCAGAAAUCAGAGCCAUUUUGUUUUUAAUUUGAAAAUUGUAUAAAAAUGUAAUAAAACAUAAACCACAGUUCAAGGACUUUCAAAAAUUCAGUUUAUUUUAAAAUCCCAUUUAAUUUUUUUAUUUUACUUUUUUUCACUACGUUGAAAAAAAUUCAUGCAUAUGUUAUUUGCUGCCGGAUUAAAUUAAAUUUCAAACGCUGGGUGAACCACCUUGUAAAAUUGCAUUCACUUUAUUUAAGCAGAUUAUGAGACGACUGCCUUUCUUAGGAAAUGAUUUGCUGGCUUAUUAACCGCAAUUUCGCUGUGCAACCACGCAAAUUACCUGCAAGUACCUAAGCAAACUGGUUAGUUCGUUCCCGCCCGACAGUCGGUUCUACAUUACCGGAAGGACCCGGAUUUACUAUAUACCUAUAUCCGGCGAAGGACUGUCACUUCAGUAGUACAUGUAUGGGGAAUGUUUUUUCUGCUACAACAACAGAUCUCUAGGAUCACGUUAGGUUUUCGUCGACUCCUAAAAACUCGUCAGAAAGGCUACGUCGCCAUUUCAAACCCAUUCCAUACGUGCAUCAGGUCAAAGUAGAGAUAAACUCCCAAUAAAUAAUUUGUGUUUUACCCAAUCGAAGAAUAAGGAAACGAGUAACUGCCUGCUUUUAUUUACUGUUUGCUUCAAGCUGCACUUUUAUGAGUACUUAGUAUAGUAGGCCGCAGUAGCCGAAUGGGUUGGUGCGUGACUACCAUUCGGAAUUCACAGAGAGAACGGAGGUUCGAAUCUCGGUGAAACACCAAAAUUAAGAAAAAGUUGUUUCUAAUAGCGGCCGCCCCUCGGCAGGCAAUAGCAAGCAUCCGAGUGUAGUUCUGCCAUGAAAAAGCUCCUCAUAAAAAUAUCUGCCGUUCGGAGUCGGCUUGAAAUUGUAGGUCCCUCUAUUUGUGUAAAAACAUCAAGACGCACACCGCAAAUAGGAGGAGGAGCUCGAUCAAACACCCAAAAAGGGUGUGCGCGCCAAUUAUAUGUAUAUAUAGGUAUAGUAGAGAUUUUAGAGUAACUAUUAAAAUAACUCUUGGAGCGCAACCCACUUUACCUGUGGGUUCCUACGAACCUGCCGAUUUUAAUGUGUCUUCACUUCCAAAUUUCCACUUGCCGUAAAGUCACUUGAUAAUAAGGAGCCUUUUAUUGCUUUGGAAAAACUAUAAUUGAUGCACUUUUUUCAAUAAAGAGUAGAAUCAUAGCUUUGUGGACCUCUAUAUGUGGACCUAGCCAAUAUAAAGAAUGUGGAGCAAUGGUCCCUUGAGGAACUACCAGAGAUAAGAAACAGGGAGGGAAUAGAAAGAAAGAAAUAUAAAAAUAUUCCGCAGAUGUCAAUUAUCUACACCAUGUUUUUUGGGAAAGCGAAAUAGUUGGAAAACAUGUUGAGAUGAUUCAUCCUUGCCAAUUUCCAACCACUAAUCGUAAUUGUGAAUUGAGAGGGUGGUAAUACCCAACGCAUGGAAUAACCACCUUUUCACAUGUCCCACUAAGCCCCUCUCACUCUGGACCCAACCUGUCGAAACAGCAAGUUUCUUGGACCUACCUUUAGAUGAGUUAGACGCCCAGUGAUAUACACUACACUGACAGGGCUUAGUAUUGCUGCUACAACAACCCAACGCAUGAAUAGAUUAUAAAGCUCGGUCAUAAACUUACACCCGGUCAAGGGCUACCAUUACAGCAGAAUUUCUCUAAAAUUUAGGGGACAGAUUUUAUACUGUUACAACAAUAAGAAAACUAUCACAACUUCACCUUGAGUUAGCUAGAAUUUUCAGCCACUUGUCGAGUGAUACUUAGGUAUUUUAUUUUCAAUGAUUUUUCUUUUAGCGUACAGCGGGGCUAUCUACAAGCUUUUUAAAUCGUAUAGUAGGGGUGUUCCCUUGAACUUGAAUAAGUUUUGAAAACUCUGAAAAUCUCGAAACAUUUCUAGAAUCGAAAAAACUGUCCAGACUUCUAUACAAGAUACAUUUGGUGAGAACAAACUCGAAAAUUCUCUCGUAAGUUUCAGUGGUGCCCUUAUAAUCCAAGAGCUACAGAAAAAGUUGAACUUAAAAUGAAUAAUAAGCAGUACACACUAGAAAAUGAUAAUGGAAUCACUAAUUUUGGGAUUUAAGCUGGCAACAAAAAAUAAAUUUUUAUAAUUUUAUUUUCUUACUUUUUUGUGGCACUAAUUCGAGUACAAAGUUUACAGUCAGCUGAACUGUCACAUUGCUAAUUUUCGUAAGAUGGUAUGAAAGAUUUUAUUGUAUCUUAACAUUUUCCUUUAUUAGAAAUCUAAAUUGAAUUUUGUUUUUAAAAUGAAUCUCAUUUCUAUAUAAAUUUUUAUUAUAGGUGUAGAUCAAAUGUGAAAACAGUGUCUAUGAAUUUCCUGUUAGAUUAACCGUAAUUUAAAUGAUAUUAAGUAAAUUUAUUUAAUUUUUAUAUGCUGUGACGUUGUACUUCCAAAUUUUAGUACUAAGCAAAAAAAUUAUGCAUGUGUUCUAGAUAAAAAAUAAAAGGCAAAUAACUUAACUAAAUGUAGCUGUAUUGUAACUGUUAAU